Messenger RNA from Physeter macrocephalus (sperm whale), 1143 nucleotides. It is a transcript of the gene CFAP157, whose product is annotated as cilia and flagella associated protein 157. The record is from RefSeq and is a predicted model, not a curated record. Gene Ontology annotation, molecular function: microtubule binding. The transcript is spliced from 6 exons. Gene Ontology annotation, biological process: sperm axoneme assembly. NCBI's taxonomy places the organism in Eukaryota, Metazoa, Chordata, Mammalia, Artiodactyla, Physeteridae. Gene Ontology annotation, cellular component: cilium; ciliary basal body. Bases 1 to 1143 code for a protein of 380 amino acids.
AUGUUGGAGCACGUGGUGGAGCCCCCACCCAACAAGUCCUGGGUACUGAGGGAGGCUGAGGGAGACCCGGAGGAUGUGGAGGAGCUGGCCAAGAGGAGGGUGGUGGUGAUGGGGCAUGGGGGACAACUGAAGAAGGAGAUCAUCCAGCGCGUGAACAUGGUGGCCACUGAGUUCCGCAAGGUGGCCACGAGCCAGAUGUGGGACACGACCAAGCGGGCCAUCACGGAGAACACCACCGUGACCCUGCAGCUGGCCAAGAUAUCCCGGCAAGGCAUGCAGCUGCUGCGGGAGAACGAGCGGCUCAGGGGCAACCAGGACAACCUGUGCAAACAGCUGGAGCUGCUGGAGAACUCCCAGAAGGUCAUGGCCAGGCAUAGCAGAGGCCACCAGAAGGUCAUCCUCAUGCUGACGGAGAAGCGCCGCGAGCAGCAGCAGGGCAAGGCGGAGGCCAAGCAGCUGCACCUCCUGCUGAGCCAGCUGGAGCAGAGCCUCAUGCAGCUGCAGAAGGACAACCAAGCACUGAGGAGCCAGAGAGAACAGCUGAACCUGCAGCUGGAGCAUCAGCAGGCCGAGGGGCAGCGGCUACAGCAGGAGCUGGCCGAAGAGCAGAAGGUUCGGGCGAGCCUGGAGGCAGCCCUGGCCCAGGCCGCCUCCUUCCUACAGGACACUGUGCAGAUGCAGCCCGACGAGGAGGAUGGUGACUUCGAUGUAGUGUUCCAGCUGCAGCGCAAGGAGAUGCUGAAGCACCUGCUGGUCAUGCUCAGCUCGGCCAUGGUCCUGAGCCCCCAGAUGCCUGUGUCCCCCCGCCGGAAGAGCCAGUCCUGGGGCCCACCAAAGGAGCGGCGGUGCAGCACCCAGCCACUCAGGACAGGGCCUCUGCUGCAGCGGCUGUCCAGUGUCACACCCUACCAGCUAGGGGACCUGGGCCGGGCGCCUCGACGGAUCCACAUCCCACCCAACCCUGAGGACCUCAGGCUGCUCUCACGUACCACCCGUGUGGGAAACUUAUGGGCUCACAGCGGCCCUGAGGUGAGGGUGCCAGGGGCCCUGGGGACAGCAGGAUGGCAGCCAGCCCUGGGUGCAGAUCAUGGCUCUGCCACGCUGCAGCUGUGUGGCCCUGGGGAGGUGGCUGGACCUCUCUAA